This is a messenger RNA of Dibothriocephalus latus, 321 nucleotides long. Lineage: Eukaryota; Metazoa; Platyhelminthes; Cestoda; Diphyllobothriidea; Diphyllobothriidae. The record is from the annotation of a GenBank genome assembly.
AUGAUCCGUGCUCAGCCAGAAAAAAGCGUUGUCGUGAAGGGCAGUGACAUGGAUCGCCAAACCCAAGAGCGAGCGAUCGAUCUGAUCUGCUCAGAAAUCGACAAGGGCGUACCGCUGUCAGAGCUUACCUCCACGGUUAAGAAGACCCUGGAACUGGAGUACGGCGCCAACUGGCAGUGUUGCGCUGGCAGUGGUUUUUCCUGCAACAUCACCUAUGAUGCGGGCAAAUACAUAUACCUGAAAUACAAUGGCAUCUCCGUAAUCACCUUCAGAACCGGCUCAAACUGCGUGAUGGAAGUUCCCAAAGAGUGGCUACGUUGA